Messenger RNA from Dentiscutata erythropus, 535 nucleotides. Lineage: Eukaryota; Fungi; Glomeromycota; Glomeromycetes; Diversisporales; Gigasporaceae. The record is from the annotation of a GenBank genome assembly.
AGAAAUUGGAAACGAAAUAUAUAUAAGAGCUUUCCAAGAAUACUUUAACAAAUAUCCAAACCCACCAUCAGACGAACAUAAAAUAAAACUUCAAGAAAAACUUAAAGAAUUUGAUCAACGAAUCGAAGAAUUCAUAGAAGGAAAUUUAAUAACUAAAAAGAACCCCAUACAAAAAACAAAACGAGUCUAUAACCACAAGAAAAGAGAAUAUAGAAAACAAGUCUUCAACUAUAUUGAAGAAGAAGAAAUAAAUCUGGAAGACCUAACUGACAAAGAAAUAACAAUAUAUUUAGUAUACUCACUAGUAACAGCAGACAAACCAAGAGUCAAAUCAAGCUUGGAAACUAUUUCAAGAAAAUCAUUCAAUAUUAGAAAUUGGUUAAAACAUACUCAGUCAUUAAGAUUAGGAGACUUAAUUAUAUUUGGAAGAUACUCCGGAACAUCUAAAAAAGGAUAUACAUUAAGAGGAAGAAACUACGAUUCAACAGGAGCAGAUGUACAUGAAUGCAGAUGGAGUACAGAAAUAAUGCAAACA